AUGAAGUAUAGUGUGUAUAGUUGUGGAUCUAAUGGGAAUUUCCAGUUGGGAAAUAAGACAGACAUUGAUUUGAAUAAAUUGUCGAUAAGUUAUUUUGAUGAAGAGAGUGUGUUGAGUAACAGGCCAGUUAAGAUAAUAGGAGGAGGGAAUCAUACGUUGGUAUUGUUUGAGAAUGGGGAGAUGUAUAGCAGUGGAUUGAAUGAAUUUGGACAAUGUGGUUAUUGCGAUGAAUUACAGGUUAAAAGCUUUCGUAGGAUACCAUUUGUGAAUGGGAUUAAAUGGGUGAAUGGGUCGUGUGGAUGGAAUUUUUCUAUUUUGGUGAAUGAGAAUAAUGAGAUUUACAGUUGUGGGGAGGGAUUGAAUGGCGAGUUGGGGUUAGGAAGAGAGAUUAGAGAAAGCAUGAAGAAAGAGAAGGAAGAGAAAGAUGUAUCGGCGGUUAGAAGAGUUGAUAUUGAUGGAGUUUUAAAUGAGAAGAAUUGGAGAGGAGAAGUGAGAAUAAAAGAUGUGAAAUCGUCGUUAGAUCAUACGAUUGUGAUGUUGUCGAAUAAUAAAACGGUUGGGUGGGGGAAUAAUAAGAAGAAUCAGAUGAGUUUAUCUGAAUUGAAAGAGGAUAAGGUUUUAUGGGAACCAGCGUUAGUUGAUAUGAAAAUGCUGAAUAAUGGUGAUAAUGGUAAUGAUAAUGGUAAUGAUAAUGAUAGUGAGGAAGAAAUGAUAGUAACGAAUUAUUCAUUGGGUAGGAAUUUUUCGAUAAUCGGGAAUAAAAAAGAUAAGAAGAUAAGAAUAAUAAGCAAGUCCAAGACGUUGGCGUUUAAUAAUAAUGAUAAUUUGGUUAUAGAAGAUAUAGAAUUUGAGGAUAUUAAGACGAUGUGGUCGUCGUUUCAUUUGUUUUUGAAUGAAAAGGAGAUUGUGUCGAUUGGGAAUAAUAGACACAAGCAGAAGUUUCCUUUGGAAGAUAUGAAGAAUAAAAGUGGAAUUGAUAUAGAUGAGUUUGAGGUUGGGAGUGAACAUGGAGUGAUAUUGGAUAAGAAGAGCAAUAGGGUCUAUUCAUGGGGAUGGGGAGAGCAUGGAAAUUGUGGAGUGAAGUAUUUGAAUGGCGAUGAUAAAGAAAGAAAAAUUGAUAACAAUUUUGAU
This is a messenger RNA of Ascoidea rubescens DSM 1968, 1131 nucleotides long. RefSeq names its product Ats1p (gene ATS1). Gene Ontology annotation, cellular component: cytoplasm. The record is from RefSeq and is a predicted model, not a curated record. NCBI's taxonomy places the organism in Eukaryota, Fungi, Ascomycota, Saccharomycetes, Ascoideales, Ascoideaceae. The annotation marks the transcript as partial. The transcript has a single exon. Gene Ontology annotation, molecular function: guanyl-nucleotide exchange factor activity.